Amaranthus tricolor (Joseph's coat) is the source of this 807-nucleotide messenger RNA. RefSeq names its product late embryogenis abundant protein 41-like. Gene Ontology annotation, biological process: response to stress. The coding region runs from base 221 to 505 and encodes 94 amino acids. Gene Ontology annotation, cellular component: mitochondrion. NCBI's taxonomy places the organism in Eukaryota, Viridiplantae, Streptophyta, Magnoliopsida, Caryophyllales, Amaranthaceae. The transcript has 2 exons. The record is from RefSeq and is a predicted model, not a curated record.
CUAUUGUGGUCCCUUCUUGUCUUAAUAUUUGUGCAAAUUGGAGGGACGGGAGCGGUGACUACAAGUCUAUAUAUAGUCCCUUUGUUCCACUAAGCAAACCCAUCUACUUAUCCAGGCGUCUGCAACGGUGUCUCCUCUCGUCGUCGUCGAAGCUUUCUAUCCUCUUUCGACUCUGACUCUGACUCCCUUUUACGACGGCGUUUUAGCACAAAUCUAAUCAAUGGCUGGUUCUCUCUCUAACGCUAAACUUUUCUUCUCCCUUGCGGCUGACAACAUCUGCGUUGCCCCCCAAUGGCGGGGAUUCGCUGCAGUCUCACAAGGAGUUGCAGGAUUCGGAAGUAGAAAAAUGGGGAAAUCAACCAAAGAAGACAUCGAAAGGUCAGUAGAGAAGUCAUGGAUCCCGGAUCCGGUUACUGGUUACUAUCGACCAGCAAAUCGUGCGGCUGAGAUUGAUGUUGCUGAGCUUCGUGAAAUUCUCCUGAAGCAGAAGAUUAGAUCACAGUAAAUUUGUUUUUAAAAAAAAAUUUGAGAACCGAAAGAAGAUGAUGAUCGAUGAUGCCGUUUACGGUUUUGACAAUUGACCGUCGGUGAGAUUGUUGGGUUGAUUAUAUAAGAAGAUGAUAGAGUGCUUUUAUUAUUUAUACGAUGAUAUGAUUGAUGAUUGAUGAUAUUGUAACUCAUUUUAGUACCUUAUCCUUACCCAUGCCAUGUUAUGGGAUUUCAUCUAAUAAUGAUAUUAAUGGGAAUAUGGGAUAAACUGUGUAAGAUAGAGAUGUUUGGCAAAUAAAUAUUGGUCAUUGGUUGUUA